This is a messenger RNA of Prunus armeniaca (apricot), 588 nucleotides long. The record is from the annotation of a GenBank genome assembly. NCBI's taxonomy places the organism in Eukaryota, Viridiplantae, Streptophyta, Magnoliopsida, Rosales, Rosaceae.
AUGGGUCUUGGAUUUGGUCCCAAAACGUUUGUUAACCGAAUAGACUCUCAAGGUCAAAGCAAUGGUCGUUUCUCGUACUGCCUCAGACGAGAAAGAACAAUGGGGGCCACCAGUUCAUUCAUUCGAUUUGGUGCAGAUAUAGAGCAAAGGCCCGACCUGAGCGUGACAGCAUUAAGGAGAAACAACAACAUUGUACUCUACUACAUAAACUUAAUAGGAAUAAGUGUCAAUGGCUACAGGCUCAACAUACCAGAGCAAGAAUUUGAAAUCCAAAAAGAUGGAUGCGGAGGCAGCAUAAUUGACUCUGGUGCUGCAUUUAGUCACCUUAGAAGGGCAGCACAUGACAGUUUAUUCAGAGCUUUAGAAGCCGUCUUUGCAGGAUAUAUAUGGGGCACAGUGAAAAGGGUGCCAAGUGGGGAUGUACCUUUUGAGCUUUGCAAUGAGGUGUUGAAGCAAGAAGUCUUUCAAGGCUUCCCAGUGAUCACAUUUCAUCUCCAAAACAAUGCUGACAUUAUCUUGGAUGCUGAAUCUGCUUUUCUUAUUAGACAAGUCAAUGGCUUUCUUAAUAAAUUUCAAAUGUGUUGUUAA